AAAUUUCUCCACCUUCCAUAUAUUAACACAGAAGAAGCUGAAGGAGGAGAGAAAAUUCGAGAUCUGGGAAUGCGAAUCUAGAGGAUCCGCGAAUUGAAGUCUCCAGAUCGAGAUAUUUCGAUCGGAUCCAUCGAGAGUGUGAAGAGAGAUCAGUGUUCGUGAGCAAUGGGCUGUACGUUUUCCGGGUUGAACGCGUUCUACGACGCCGUGAACAGCGGAGGAGACGUGUGGAUCAACGAGAACCGAUUCAGGAUCGUGCGGCAGCUCGGUGAAGGGGGCUUCGCGUUCGUCUAUUUGGUCAAGGAGAUCGCCGCCGACGCUUCCGCCGCCGCGGCCGGUGGUGGUCUGGCGAAGAAAGUAAAGGACCCUGCUCAUCUCUCCGCUGAUGGGACUUAUGCUAUGAAGAAAGUCCUGAUCCAGAAUAAGGAGCAGUUGGAAUUGGUGCGGGAAGAGAUCCGUGUUUCAUCGCUGUUCAACCACCCAAAUCUGCUUCCACUCCUUGAUCAUGCCAUCGUUUCGGUUAAGGCUGGGCAAGAAGGAUCUUGGAAACACGAAGCCUUCUUGCUAUUUCCUGUUCACCUCGAAGGAACCUUGCUGGAUAAUUUUACGGCAAUGAAGGCCAAAAAGGAAUCAUUUUCUACAAUCGAUGUUCUGCAUAUAUUCCACCAGCUUUGUGAUGGUCUCAAGCAUAUGCACUCUCUGGACCCUCCAUAUGCUCACAAUGAUGUCAAACCCGGGAAUGUUCUUUUAACCCAUAGGAAGGGGCAGCCUCCUCUUGCAAUAUUGAUGGACUUUGGCAGCGCUCGUCCUUCCAGGAAGCAGAUCCGCUCCCGACAAGAGGCCUUGCAGCUGCAGGAGUGGGCGUCUGAACACUGUUCAGCACCUUUCCGAGCUCCUGAGCUGUGGGAUUGCCCAAGCCAUGCGGAUGUAGACGAGAGAACAGAUAUCUGGUCACUAGGCUGCACCCUUUACGCCAUGAUGUACGGAGUGUCUCCUUUCGAGUAUGCCCUCGGAGAAUCAGGCGGAAGCCUUCAACUGGCGAUCGUUAACGCCCAGAUAAAGUGGCCGACGACGACCGGAACAAAGGCUUGUCCUUACCCGGAAGCCCUUCACCAGUUCGUGACGUGGAUGCUUCAGCCCCAGGCCACUGUGAGGCCACGUAUUGACGACAUCAUCAUUCACGUCGACAAGUUGAUCGCCAAGUUCUCCAAGUGAUGUCGUGGUCUCUGGCUUUAACAGAGUAGAGAACCCUACAUAAGAGAAGAUUGCUCGGUUUCUUGUUAAAGGCCUUAGGGGUUCGAUGGUUUGCUUGUGUCCCAAGUUAUAUUCGGAACCCAUUUUAUUUUAUAUUUAUAUUGGUGUUUAUUAGCCAUUUUUUUUAAAAAAAAAAGAAGCUGAAUUAAUAUUUUGGUAACGUAUGUGAAAACUAGGAGUCGUUUUUUUUUUCAAUAUGAACACCCAAUAAAGUUUCU
Messenger RNA from Tarenaya hassleriana, 1472 nucleotides. Its product is annotated as serine/threonine-protein kinase 16. NCBI's taxonomy places the organism in Eukaryota, Viridiplantae, Streptophyta, Magnoliopsida, Brassicales, Cleomaceae. Gene Ontology annotation, biological process: protein phosphorylation. Gene Ontology annotation, molecular function: ATP binding; protein serine/threonine kinase activity. Bases 166 to 1215 code for a protein of 349 amino acids. Gene Ontology annotation, cellular component: cytoplasm. The record is from RefSeq and is a predicted model, not a curated record. The transcript has 6 exons.